Molecule: messenger RNA, 3720 nt
Organism: Podospora bellae-mahoneyi
Lineage: Eukaryota; Fungi; Ascomycota; Sordariomycetes; Sordariales; Podosporaceae
Gene: PYK1
Product: Pyruvate kinase
Exons: 6
Coding region: 2007-3593 (528 amino acids)
Biological process (GO): glycolytic process
Cellular component (GO): cytoplasm
Molecular function (GO): magnesium ion binding; pyruvate kinase activity; potassium ion binding
Source: RefSeq, a predicted model, not a curated record
AUGGGAAAAUUCCAAUGGUAUUGCGCAAAAAUCCUAGGACCAAAUCCGAUAUUCAGAAUCCCAAGAGGAGAAAAUGCAUCCCCUUCUCUUGUCAAGGAGAGUCCAUGAACGCCGCCAACAAAAAAAGACCGCGCGACUCGAGAAAAGCACCCCGAAAACCGCCCGCAUGUACCCGGCCCGGUCAUAACAUGAACAUGAUCAUGAUCAUGAUCUCCUCCGCCAGCCCCAAACCAGUUGAGCCAUAGGGAGGCUGGCGUCCAUAUGCUCCCCUCGCCUCGACCGCCUGUUUCCCCGCCAUCCGGUUUCGAUCGUUUCGUCAUGAAAGCAUGGAGGCGCUUUACCGGGUUCUCUUGAACCACUUGCUCGAGCCUGCAAUGGCAACCGACUGAUCCAUCACCCACUCGCCGACACCGAGGUAGCGGUUCAUGAACUUCCUGAAGGGGUCCUGGUCCGAAUCGCCAAUCUGAUCUGCUUGGAAACUGCGAAUUCCGAACCAUCAGCACAUUUAUUCGGUUCUUUCCAUGUUCUCGUUAAUCGACUCACGUCAGGCCAGUCGAGCGCUUCAUCCCCGCAAGGAUGGUGGAAACUAAGUAUGUUGGGUUAGCCGACAGAGAGUUCAAGCAAAGGCGGUGCAGGCGAGGGGUGUGGGCAGCGACUCACCGAGCACAGCAUCAAAGGCAUAAUGAGUCAACCUUGCCAGCUUUGACCAGAGGCCGAAUGUCAGUAAGUCGAGGAGCUGGAAGACGGCAUGGUUCUUAGACUCGGAAAGCGACACAGAGACCGCCGAGCAGAAAGAGGCGGUGAUGGCACUCGAAGGGGGCGAAUACUUACGACCAUGGUGAAUCUAGUUGACCGAGAACAAAUUUAUUUUCGCAACGGACGAGAGUUGGACAGAUAUCGGCGGCGCGGGGCAGUCUCGACAGGAACGUGGGGAGGAUAGCGAUGGUGAUGCGGUUCUGGUGGUGUCGGUAUGGAAUCUUUAGCGGGGGGUCGGUCGGGCGAUCAGAAGCAAGCGACAACGACAGACACCAGCAAGACUCAGCUCCUCUUCCAGCCACCCUGUGCCCCGUGCGCAGCCGCCGAUUCGAGAGCUUGGACCACUUCAAGGUUGCCUUACCUCAGCAGGGCAGCUCAGCCAGCAAGAAUGCACGUGCGGAGUCACGAGCAAAGCAGGCCAAACCCCUUUGGAAUUGUCCCGCUUUUCCCUCAUUCGGCCCCGCAUGCCGUCAGAGUUGUCAGCGAUUGGUUGACAUUCUCUGUGUCACCCAAACGACAGAACACCACCCCCGCCACCAAUGGCCCUCUCACCGCCCGUCAGAAAGGUGGGGUAAUCUGAUGAGAACCCCCGCGUUCUUUUUGGGCCUUCAUCUGGUGAGGGGCCUUGGCAGGAACACUCACGGCAGCGAUGCCAUGGACGAACGAUGUGAUGGACACAGAGAUGCUACAUGCAUAUAAAUAGGGGUCAAGUCAAUCUACUCCGGGGGCUGGAUCUCGGGGCUUCGUAUCUUCAUCAUGCAUGGCCGAUGCAAGCCACCGCGAUGGGUUCCAGGUUUGACCAGGCCACCUCAAUGGCAAGGGGAGACGAACCUAACCUAACCGCCCACGUCAAGACCCCAUCCACCCAUUCACUGUCCAGGGAGGGGAGGGGUGCGUGGGGCUUUGGCAAGAGCUGAGUGGGAUGAUUGUUGGGAAAGAGCUUUUGGGGGGGAAGCUUCCCCUCCAUGCCCGAAGGCAGGCAAGUCCAGUUUGGCUGGGCUUUGGUUGAACCGCAUCUGUUUUUUUUUUCUUUUUUUCGCGCAGAACUUCCAGAACUAGAUACAAACCCAAUUCCCUCAACUUUUCCUCGACUUUCCCAUCCAUCCAUCCCUCUCGUUCUCCCUUCCUCUCUUCACCUGCUCGACCACUCUUGAACAUCGCAUUGUUAAGAGGAAUCUUUAGCAGUCCGACCUCUAUCUCCUCCUUCCGGGUUCCGAGUCUCGCUCAGAAUUCCCCUACAGUCCUUCAACAUGGUCAACACAGCUCUCGACCACCUCAACUUGGGGGGCAAGAUCGAAUGGCUCUCGCAGCUCGAUACCGCGUUCCAGCCUGCCCGCAACUUCCGCCGCACCUCCAUCAUCUGCACCAUUGGCCCCAAGACGAACUCUGUUGAGGCCAUCAACAAGCUCCGCGAGGCUGGCCUCAACGUGGUGCGCAUGAACUUCUCCCACGGCAGCUACGAGUACCACCAGUCUGUCAUUGACAAUGCUCGCGCUGCCGAGAAGGCCCAGAAGGGCCGUCAGGUCGCCAUCGCCCUCGACACCAAGGGCCCCGAGAUCCGUACCGGCAACACCGUCAACGAUGCCGAUCUCCCCAUCUCCGCCGGCGCCAUCUUGAACAUCACCACCGAUGAGAAGUAUGCCACGGCCUGCACCACCGAGAACAUGUACGUCGACUACAAGAACAUCACCAAGGUCAUCUCCCCAGGCCGCAUUAUUUACGUCGACGACGGUGUCUUGGCGUUCGAUGUGCUCGAGAUUGUCGACGACAAGACCAUCAAGGUUCAGGCGCGCAACAAUGGUUUCAUCUCUUCCCGCAAGGGUGUCAACCUGCCCAACACCGAUGUCGAUCUGCCCGCCCUCUCCGAGAAGGACAAGGCCGAUCUCCUGUUCGGCGUCAAGAACAAUGUCGACAUGGUCUUUGCUUCUUUCAUCCGCAGAGGGCAAGACAUCAAGGACAUUCGUGAGGUCCUCGGCGAGGAGGGCAAGCACAUUCAGAUCAUUGCCAAGAUUGAGAACAGACAAGGUCUCAACAACUUUGCCGAGAUUCUCGAGGAGACCGACGGUGUCAUGGUUGCCCGUGGCGAUCUCGGUAUCGAGAUUCCCGCCGCCGAGGUGUUCGCCGCUCAGAAGAAGAUCAUUGCCAUGUGCAACAUUGCUGGCAAGCCCGUCAUUUGCGCCACUCAGAUGCUCGAGUCCAUGAUCAAGAACCCCAGGCCAACCAGAGCCGAAAUCAGUGAUGUUGGCAACGCAGUUACUGACGGCGCCGACUGUGUCAUGCUUUCCGGUGAGACAGCCAAGGGUAGCUACCCCAACGAGGCUGUCCGUGAGAUGAGCGAGGCUUGCCUCAAGGCCGAGAACACCAUCCCAUAUGUCAGCCACUUCGAGGAGCUGUGCGCCCUUGUCAAGCGCCCCGUCUCCAUUGUCGAGUCUUGCGCCAUGGCGGCUGUCCGGACGUCUCUCGACCUCAACGCCUCGGCCAUCUUCGUUCUCUCCACCUCGGGGGUCUCUGCCCGCCUCAUCUCCAAGUACCGCCCUGUUUGCCCCAUCAUCAUGAUCACUCGGAACGCGUCGGCCUCGAGAUAUGCCCACUUGUACCGCGGCGUAUACCCAUUCUCCUUCCCAGAGGCCAAGCCCGACUUUAGCAAAGUCAACUGGCAGGAGGAUGUGGAUCGCCGCAUCAAAUGGGGUCUUACCCACGCUAUCGACUUGGGUGUUCUCAACGAGGGUGAGACGGUGGUGGUUGUCCAGGGCUGGAAGGGCGGCAUGGGCAACACAAACACUCUGCGUAUCGUUAAGGCCGAUGUGGACCACCUCGGCAUUGGCCAGCUGGAGUAGACGGGUUUUGGGACGGCGUAUAAUGAAGGGACGGAAUGUGGUUUUUGCACCUAGUUUGUAGUUUUUUUCUGCCAAAAGGGCCUGGUUGGGCUUCAAUAGAUUCAUGACCUCAGUUGAUGCUGCUGUA